AUGAUUGAGACACUGAUCAGCAUUGCAUUUUGCAUAUCCAGCGCCUUGACAGUGCUGAUACUGUUGCUUCCAUCGCAACAUAUACCAUCGCGCUCAACCGUCGGACAGGAAGAAAAGCCGAAACCGACGGUACAGAUUCUUGUCCUGGGAGACAUUGGGCGAAGCCCGCGCAUGGAAUAUCAUGCUCUUAGCAUUGCUAAAAAGGGGGCAAAAGUGACCAUCAUUGGGUAUCAAGGUGAGUUUUUUUUGGUCAAUGUUGCAAGAGUGCAGAAUGUUACUAAGCUCCCUAUCAUAUUGUUAGAGUCCGAUCCGCACCCCGAUAUCAUCUCCAAUCCUAAUAUCUCGAUUGUCCCCCUGCAUCCACACCCGGGUAUCUUGCAAACCAGUAACAAGUUGCUGUUCUUGAUAUAUGGACCUCUGAAAGUGCUUUUCCAGAUUGUGUGCCUCUGGAGAUGCUUGGCCUACACAACCUCACCAGCACGCUGGCUUGUAGUCCAGACCCAGCUAGUGAUUGAUUGGCAUAACUUUGGAUACUCGAUUCUAGCGCUAAAACUCGGAUCACACCAUCCGCUGGUGAGAUUGUCGACCAAGUACGAGAAGAUAUUCUGCAAAUUUGCUUCAGCCCACCUGUGCGUUACCGAUGCUAUGAGCGCAGUGCUCAAAAAGGAUUUCCAACUCCAAGUUCCUAUACUACCUCUGCAUGACCGCCCAGCCAAUCACUUUCACCCCAUUCCCGACGCAGAAGAGCGAACCAGGUUUCUGGCGACCCUCUCCGAGACAAAAUCAGUACGUGCUUCACUUGACGCAGGAAAUCUCCGAGUUUUAGUCAGCUCUACCUCCUGGACACCAGAUGAAGACUUUUCGAUCCUAAUCGAUGCUUUGCUCAAAUAUUCCGAGCUGGCUAUGACCCAAUCAACACUUCCUGAAGUCUUGGCCAUUAUCACUGGAAAGGGCCCUCAAAAAAAUAUGUAUCUUGAAAAGAUUGCCGCCCUAGAGGCUUCGGGGAAGCUGAAAAAGGUCACAAUCCGGACAGCAUGGCUCGGUGUGCUGGACUAUGCACGAUUACUGGCGUCAGCAUCUUUAGGGGUCAGUCUCCACACUAGCAGCAGUGGAGUAGAUCUUCCAAUGAAGGUUGUUGAUAUGUUCGGCGCAGGACUGCCGGUGGUCGGCUGGAAUCGCUUUGAGGCGUGGCCAGAAUUGGUGACGGAGGGUGUCAAUGGCAUGGGGUUCGGCACCUCGGAUGAGCUGACAGAGCGCUUAGUCGAGCUCUUUGGAGACGAACAGAAACUGGAGGCCCUUCGAGCCGGCGCAUAUAAGGAAAGCACUCGACGAUGGGAUGAUGAGUGGGAUCCCAUUGCCGGAAGGUUGCUCGGCUUAACGUAA
Messenger RNA from Penicillium macrosclerotiorum, 1383 nucleotides. Its product is annotated as chitobiosyldiphosphodolichol beta-1,4 mannosyltransferase. The transcript is spliced from 2 exons. Gene Ontology annotation, cellular component: endoplasmic reticulum. NCBI's taxonomy places the organism in Eukaryota, Fungi, Ascomycota, Eurotiomycetes, Eurotiales, Aspergillaceae. Gene Ontology annotation, molecular function: mannosyltransferase activity. Bases 1 to 1383 code for a protein of 460 amino acids. The record is from RefSeq and is a predicted model, not a curated record.